Molecule: messenger RNA, 906 nt
Organism: Pyricularia pennisetigena
Lineage: Eukaryota; Fungi; Ascomycota; Sordariomycetes; Magnaporthales; Pyriculariaceae
Exons: 2
Coding region: 1-906 (301 amino acids)
Source: RefSeq, a predicted model, not a curated record
AUGGAACAUCAACAACUACAAGAUAAAAAGGGCACAAUAAACCACGACGAUCCUAUGCUUUGCCCGCAAUGCUACGCAGUUGACACGACCUAUACAACAAACGGCUACCAAUGGUCAUUGCCGUUUGUCUACCCCAACAGCCUGCCGUCUCAGUACCAAAAUGACACCACCACAGACUGGAGUCAGCUCCUUUAUGCCGCCAAUUGGCUGUUCAUGCCUAGUAGUCAGCCGGGCAUUAAUCCAGUUCACCAUCUCGACAGUCUUUCCCGGACCUCAGCUGGUUAUGAUGACUUGUCUUGUACGCAAAGCAACACCUUUGAGGCUUUUUUAUACGCCAGCGCUCCCCCAGUGGAAGCAUGUGGCCCAAGCACAACAACCCCUCACAGAUCUCUCCCCAUAACCCCAUCUGACGAGGAUCAAUGGUCGUCGCAUGCAAUGUUCAUAACCACCAUGGCGGCAGGCCAGUUGACGAACUGUGAUGAAAUCAACAUAGGAUCCGAGCCGGUUGGCACCUGCUUUGAAACCCGCGCUGGUCUGCAAGAAUCAGAUAACCUAGGCAGAGUUCUGGGACCUCGAGCCCUCGCAGCGCCGGUCCUGGUGCAUACAGACCUAGCAGUGACGCAGCAACCGUGGCAGCCGGACGCGUCGAUGCCGCACCAAGAGCAAGGGCCCAACCACACCGCAGGGCCGCCGCGACUGCCCGUCUACGGGUGCGCCGAAUCACCAGCCAACACGGCAACCACGUUGCCGUCGUCUCUGGCCGGGAUCCAGGUCCAGUAUCUGUCCAAACCCGAGUUGAAGAAGAACGACCUGCGCCGGAGGAACAGGAUGGCCGCCUCCAAGGCCAGGGGGCUGAAGAAGGUGGUGGCCAAACAUGGGAGUUUUGGCGAUCCGCUCAUUUGCUGA